This is a messenger RNA of Perkinsus marinus ATCC 50983, 225 nucleotides long. RefSeq lists its product as hypothetical. Lineage: Eukaryota; Perkinsozoa; Perkinsida; Perkinsidae. Gene Ontology annotation, molecular function: glutamate synthase activity. The record is from RefSeq and is a predicted model, not a curated record. The transcript is spliced from 2 exons. Bases 1 to 225 code for a protein of 74 amino acids.
AUGGGAAAAGAGUCGGCCGUGGUGGUAAUGAGUUUGAGUAAGAUGGGAAAGAAUUAUAGAGCGGCUGCACAUGCUGGUAUUCUCGAGGUUAUGUCCAAGAUGGGAAUAUCAUGUAUUUCGAAUUACAAGAGAGCACAACUAUUCCAUUGGAUUGGACUUGCACCUGACGUUAGGAAUGUCGAUUCUGAUGCGAGCUUGUCGGCACUUGAGGGUGAGCGCUUCUGA